CGCGCUGAGGUUCCUAGCUGUCACCAGCCACCUAAUCUCAUUGUACCGGAGUCCAUAUGAAGGUGAGGGAGGUGUCGCGUAGUUCUCCAUUUACCUGAGACACCUGUGCCCCCUGUGUUGUUAGCACACACACACACACUCCCGCCGCGAGAGGACGAGAACCCGACCGCUACAAGUGCGUGUCCAGAAUGAAGAAGCUCCGGGUGCUGUGGCUGCUCCUCUGGAUGUGCGCGGUGUACGCCGUGGGCAUCUACCUGUUCGUCGGUGGCUUCCUGCUGGUGAGGCUGGAGGUGAACAGGACCAGCACCUGCGGGGACGUGCUGCAGCCCGGAGAGGAGCCGAAGGACUUCUGCCGCGUGCGGCCGCGUUUCCGCCGGGCCGUCCUCCUCAUCGUCGACGCCCUCAAGAUCGACUUCGCCUGGUUCGACCCCAACAACGCGGUGCCCCGAGCCUACGAGAACAAGCUGCCCGUGCUGGAGGAGACGGUCUCGUCCAGGCCCGCCCACAGCCGCCUGUACCCGUUCCGCGCGGACCCGCCCACGACCACCAUGCAGAGGAUCAAGGGCUUCACUACCGGCUCCCUGCCCACCUUUGUGGACGUGGGCAAUAACUUCGCGUCCACCGCCAUCCUGGAGGACAACCUCAUCCACCAGUUCGGGCAAGUGGGCAAACGCGUGGUGUUCAUGGGCGACGACACGUGGGAGAACCUUUUCCCGAAGAAGUUCCACCGCUCUCUGCCCUUCCCUUCCUUCAACGUGAAGGACCUGCACACGGUGGACAACGGGAUCCUCCAGCACCUCUACACCACCAUGGUGGGGGACGACUGGGACGUCCUGGUCGCCCAUUUCCUCGGAGUGGACCACUGCGGUCACAGGUUCGGUCCCGACCACCCGGCCAUGGCCGACAAGCUCACCCAGAUGGACGGCGUAAUCAGGUCUGUGAUGGACCGCCUGCAGAACGACACCCUGCUGGUGGUGAUGGGGGAUCACGGGAUGACGGACACCGGAGACCACGGCGGAGAAAGUCAGAAGGAGACGGAUGCCGCCAUCUUCCUCUACAGUCCCUCCCCUCUGUUUUCCGCUCCGCCGUCCCAGAGUGAACCGGACGUGGUGCCCCAGACAGACCUGGUCCCCACCCUGGCUCUGCUGCUGGGGGUCCCCAUCCCGUACAGCAGUGUGGGGCAGGUUCUCCUGCCCGUCUUCCCUCCUCAUGGGCAGACGGAAGACGCAGUUGGAGGUCUCACCCAGCUGGAGGCGCUGUGGAUCAAUGCAAAACAGGUCAACCGUUUCCUGGAGACGUACUCCGGCAUGGCCAAAGACAUCCCAGCGGAGAGCCUCUCUCAGCUGAAGGCCGAGUUCUCCCGCCUCUCCUCCGAGUACCUCACCAUGGUGCGACAGCGUCGGCCCCCCUCUCCCCAGUUGGCCGGCUCGCUGCAGGCCUACCUCACCUCGGUCAGGGACACCUGCCGAGCCACCUGGGCUCGCUUCAGCCCGCUCAAGAUGGCAGCAGGUCUGGCCAUCCUGGCGUUCGCCUGCCUGACGUGUUUCGUCCUGUCCGAGCAGUCCCUCGUGCUGAUCAGGGAGGACGGCCCCGGACUGCGGGUCCCGGUCGUCACGGCGCUGAUGGCGGGGGUGUGCGCGGCCGUCGGUCAGCUGAGCAUGCGGGGCUACGUCGAGGGGGCGUGGUGCCUGGCCGCCGCCGCCCUCAGCUCGGAACUGCUCUUCCUCUGGAGAGCGCGCCGAUUCGGAACCGCCGGCUCGGAAAUGAACGGACCUAGAGCCAGCUGGCUGACCCCACGGCGCCUCCUCGCCCCCCCUCUCCUGGUGCCGCUCCUCCGCUGUGCCUCCCUGCUCUCGGACAGCUACGUGAUCGCCGAGGGCCGCGUGGUGACCUUUCUGGUGUUCUCCCUGGCUGUCUAUAUUCCCAUCCGUCUCAACUGGGACGGCCUGCUCCUGCCCCCCAGCCACGACCCCCUGAAGGUGGCGGGGUUGCUGCCCUCCCCGGCCCUGUCCCCGUCGACCGUGAGGAAGGAAAGCGGCACCCUCCUAGCCUGCUUGGGGCUUCUGGUCGGCAGCCUCUACCUCUCCCUCUCCUUCCACGCCUGUCGGGAGGAGCAGGGCUCCUGCCAGCCGUCCCCGUUCCUCUCGCCCCUCUCCCGGUUGCAGGACAACCGGCUGAAGAACCUCCACUACGUCCUCUCCGUCUUGGCCCUGGGCCUGUGGACGUAUCUGCUGCGACGCUUCCUCCGCCAUUACGGCAACCUCAACUCCGCAAGCGGGACGGUGUUCGCGGCCCGCUGGGUCCUCCUGCUGCUGUCCGUGUGCCUGGCGCUCUACUGGGCCGUCAGUGCCACCCCAGAGGACAGCUUCAGGAAUCUGGCCGAGCUGAUCGGCCUGGCCCAGCUGGCCCUCCCCAGGGUCGCCUUCUGCCUCCUGGGACUGGGGCUGUCCCUGAUCUGGCUCGACCCCCUCACCGUGUUCGCGAAGACCAGGGCUGCGGCCUCGGUCCGCAGCGCAUCCCUGCCCCCGCCGCGCUACCGAGCCAGCACGGGCAUCAGCCCCCAAGCCGAGCUGCACCACCUCAUCCCGCAGAUCUACCAGCGCAUGCGUCGCUCCCUGGACGACGGAGAGACGAGCGGGGGCGUGGAGGCGGACGGCAGGCCCGCCGUGGAGGCCUACGGACUGGGGACGGUCUACUCCGCCCCUCUGCUGCUGUUCUGUGGCCUGCUGGGGAUGGGUCUGCUGCUGCUGCACCCGGAGGCCAUGGCUCUCUCUUUCCUCCUGCUGCUGCUGGAGAUGGGGGCUCUGCUGCACAUUCACGCCUCCUCCACCACCCUCAGUGGUCUGCAUGGAACGUGUCCCGGUGGCUUCAAUGUGCCCUGGACUCCAGUGGUGCUGUGGUCGCUGGCUGCCACUCAGUUCUUCCACGCCACGGGUCACCUCCCCACCUUCCCCUCCAUCCAGUGGGGCGCCGCCUUCGUGGGAUUCCCCGACGGACACACAGGCACCGUACUGCCCGCCUCCCUGGUCACCCUCAACACCUUUGCCUCACACAUCUUGUUCUCAGCGGGUUGCCCGUUGCUGCUGUUCUGGCCCCUGGUGUGUGAGGUGCGUGGGAGCAGGGCAGGAAGAGCCUGCGGUGAGGAGGGCGAGGACGCCGCGAUGGAGAUGCGGCUCAGAGAAAACCCCCAGCAGUUCAGCUCGGCCCUCCUGCAGCUGUCCACGCGCUACCUCUUUAUUCUCGGAGCACAGGUCUUUGCGUCAGUCUGUGCCGCUGCUAUCCUCAGGAGACACCUAAUGGUGUGGAAGGUUUUCGCGCCCAAGUUGAUGUUUGAGGCCUCGGGGUUCCUGGUGAGCAGCGCGUCUCUGUUGAUCGGGGUCACACUAGUGCUGCGAGUGGACGUGGCCGUGAGCCGCUGGUUUAAGAGACUUAUCCCCGACGCCUCCAGGUAGCGACGGCACCACGGACCCCCACCAGAGCUCACUGUGCCACAGAGAAAACGGACACGGCGGUGUCACUGGAACCUGUUUUUUUUUUUUUUUUUUUUUUUUUUUUUUUUUUAAAACUUGGAUCCUUCACAAUAAGACAACAUUGCCAUCUGUGUCUAGGAUCCCCACAAACAUGUCACGGGAGGUUGCCACUUAUUGUAGCUCCGUUGAGGGUUACGUCGUGCAUUACUGACCACGCCUCCUCUUCAGCCAGAGGAACAUCAAAUCUCAGACUGACUGCAUCCUGAGUCACAUUGAAGAUGUUUUUUUACAAAUAUAAGACGAUAAGCUUGUAGACCGCCUCAAUCGGCUCAUGAGGUUGAAGGCUUUCAUGUAACGCGGUCGGAGAAGGAACAGCAGUUUCUGAAUGUCUCUCCUAAACUCCUGUUUUCUUAACUUGGAGGAAACCUUUCGAGGCCAGACAGACGGUGCAGCAGCCAAAAGAGCUUCACUAGAUCCAUACAGGAAGCAGUGUACACUAGUUGCAUAGCGGUCACAGCUGGAUAGCAACAGCCUUUAAACAAAGAUUGGCCUGUUGCAAGUUGAAUAUAAAGAGAAUAAAUAAAUAAAAUGAGCACCCGAUGUCUGGAGCUGCUUCAUGAUCUACUUGUAAGCAGAUCGGCUCCAUUUGGUGAAAUGGAUCCCAAGUGCUGGAGAAACAUUUCCAUUCUUUUUGUUUUGUACUUUUUGUAUUUUCAAGAUGUUGAGAUAACAUCUGGUUACUGCCAAUUCACAUAGUAUUGCUGUGAACUUUUUUUAUUUUAUUUUAUUUUUAUUACACAGUUUUGGGUUCUUAAUUUCUUCUGAUUCCUUUUUAUAAUUCAGAUUCUUUUUAUCACUAAUGAUACGUUUAAAAAAUAACUAAAUCUCAAAUUAAAGUUUCAUCUCAACUAGGCCUCGUACAGCUUUUGUCUGGAAAAGGUGCCUAGCUUUGACCAAUGCCCCUCCCUCCCCUCUCCCUAUGAUGUCAUUACGUUGACAUCAUUAAAUCCCAGAAACGCCGGCAGUUGAUUUAUUUGUGCAGCAGGUCUGAGUCCGUGUCCGCCGUGCAGCAGCUGCAGCUCGUUAGCUAAUGCAUGAUGUUGAAUUGGCUCCAAAGCAAUCGUACUGAUGGUUGUACGGGAGCGACUGGUCCUCUAGAAUGCUGUAGUGAUGACGGGGCACUUUUUCCUGUUUUAAAAUGUUUAAUAUAUUAAUAUCUGAUUUUUAAGUUUUUCAUUCUGUAAAAUGUAAUAAAAC
Molecule: messenger RNA, 4727 nt
Organism: Anarrhichthys ocellatus (wolf-eel)
Lineage: Eukaryota; Metazoa; Chordata; Actinopteri; Perciformes; Anarhichadidae
Gene: pigo
Product: phosphatidylinositol glycan anchor biosynthesis, class O
Exons: 11
Coding region: 189-3452 (1087 amino acids)
Biological process (GO): GPI anchor biosynthetic process
Cellular component (GO): endoplasmic reticulum membrane
Molecular function (GO): mannose-ethanolamine phosphotransferase activity
Source: RefSeq, a predicted model, not a curated record